This is a messenger RNA of Phytophthora infestans T30-4, 1955 nucleotides long. RefSeq lists its product as uncharacterized. Gene Ontology annotation, biological process: 7-methylguanosine mRNA capping. The record is from RefSeq and is a predicted model, not a curated record. Gene Ontology annotation, molecular function: mRNA guanylyltransferase activity; metal ion binding; ATP binding. Bases 1 to 1818 code for a protein of 605 amino acids. Lineage: Eukaryota; Oomycota; Peronosporomycetes; Peronosporales; Peronosporaceae. The transcript has 6 exons.
AUGGCAACGAGCGCAGUUCCUGCUGGAACACAAACGAUCGCGGGCGUGCCCGUGGAGCUUGGGCAGCCCGUGCACGUGAACACUAAGAAGCAGCUCCAGCGGCAGAUCAACGCCAUUGUGGGAUGGAGCGAGUUGGACCGCGCGCCUAUGAAUAUGGCGCAAACCAUGCUUCGUGGCAACGAGCACCAGAUAGGCGAGCAUCCUUAUUUCGUGUGUGAGAAGUCCGUGGGCGUGCGCUAUCUAGCGCUGUUGGUGCAAGGCCGCUGCUACCUCAUCUCACAGAACUACGAGAUCCGCGAGGUGACGCUCUUCUGCCCCGUGCGUCCAGAUCGUCUGCAACCAGGAGUAGAUCGCAACACUGUAGUGCCGCAUCAAUGGACAAUUGUGGACGGGGUCAUGGUGUGCGAUAAAGAUGGCAGCAAAUCGGUGCUUACACUUCUACUGUACGAUAUUUUGGCGCUUAAUGGAAGCCCUGUGAUGACUUAUAAGCUACAGGAUCGACUCAAGCUCAUCCAGAACGACGUGGUGGGUCCACGCAAGCAGUUGCCGCCUCCCAAAGGGCAGCCACCCGACAUGUUCCAGCUUGUGUUGCAGUCCAUGUAUCCCAUUAACCGUGUAGGCCAUGUGAUCCGCAGCAUUCUGCCCAGAGUCUCUCAGACAAGACAGAACGCCGGACUGGUGUUCACUCCCGUGCUGCUGCCAUAUGCUCCGGGGUUCUCUAAGGGGUUAUUCAACUGGACACCAACGUCAGUGCUGUUUGCAGACUUCCAACUGGGUGUGGAGUGGAGAGGACGUCCACCGAAGCCCGGAUUUAAGCUUGUGAUCCACGACAAGCGCACGCAGGUCUUUCACGACUGGAUCACGUUCGCACCAGAUGAUUUCGAGGCCUUCAGGCAGGACAAAAAGGCGUCAUCGCGUAUCGUCGAGUGUGUAUACGCCCCGGAGUGGCUCACAUACAUCCCGUCGCAUGACAAGAGCACCUGGGAUUCGGGGAGUACGGAAUUCAACGCUACCGAUCGCGGUGUUGGGUGGAGAAAAGGUGGCUGGAAGUUUGUUCGAUGCCGCCCAGAUCGCAGCAUGCCGCUCGAACGCAGCUAUCUUGCGAUGAUUGAGAAGGCAAUUGGCGAAGAUAUCAAGCUCGACGAGAUCGAGCGCUUUUUCCCCGAUGACCCCAACAAGAAAACCCAACAAAAGAGUCGUCACGAAGCCCCUUCGACAGCAGACGACUUCGCUCCGCCAAGUAAGAAGAAACGUGGGGGUAGUGGGGCAGGUGGUAGCCAAGGACCUGGUACAGGCGUGUGCUAUGACUUCCAAAACAAGGGUGUGUGUCAGCGCGGCCGGUUCUGCCACUUCUCGCAUUGCGCGUGCAAUUCUACGUGUUCUUGUACACCGACCAAGAAUACUUAUGGCCAGCGACCCUCGUACAGGAGAACGGACUACGAUGCGCCACCAUCUCCUGAAGUCUCGCCUUCGUCGGUCGCGGAUGCAGCCUCCGUACCCGACAAGGCUCCAUCGCUGCGUCUCACCAACUCAUUUGAGCGUGAUGCUAGUCUGAAGACUGACGGGAACACAGGGGAAGAGGAAGAAGCAGGAGAACUCACAGACAACACCAACUUGCACAUCAACAGCAUCUACGCACCUCUCGAGAGUUUUGACAAGGAGACAAUUGCUGCUAAACGAGCUCAGCUGACAGCACUCGGAAAUCGCCGCAUCUGGGCAAGCCUCGGACUCGAAGAUAAGCCACAGCGCACGCGGCCCUGCGGACUUAUUGUAUCGAAAUCUGGUGAGGUGGUGUAUGUCCGCCCCAUGGAGAAAUAAGUUCCCGAUAUUAACGCAAGUGGUGGGACGAGAUGCAAAUUUCCGCUUUCAUUGCUUACGUCACGGAAUAACAAUUAAAAUGAGUGUGCUGCUAUCUGACAAAAGGUAGCCAUGUGAGUGUGCUACCUCAGAAAAAA